Molecule: messenger RNA, 591 nt
Organism: Ipomoea nil (Japanese morning glory)
Lineage: Eukaryota; Viridiplantae; Streptophyta; Magnoliopsida; Solanales; Convolvulaceae
Product: (-)-alpha-terpineol synthase-like
Exons: 2
Coding region: 1-591 (196 amino acids)
Molecular function (GO): terpene synthase activity
Source: RefSeq, a predicted model, not a curated record
AUGAAUGGAUCUACUUGGUACACGGAGAGGUCUCCACAAAAGCUUGUAGGAAGAAUUCAUGAUGCUGGGCAGUUAGCCGAUUUGUCAACAAAGUUGGAUAAUGUGGUCUCCUUGGUUCAAAAACUUGCCCAAGUCACCAUCCAAAAUCCCAAUAUCAUAUUGUUGUGUCUUCAGGAACAUACUGUUUUACCUUCAGAGCACAUUGUUGUGCCUUCGAAGUGCAUAUUGUUUUGCCUUAGAGUACACAUUGUUAAGCAUUUAAGCAGGGAGGAUAUGAAGGGAAUCCUUAGUCUGUAUGAAGCAACAUACCAAUGCAUGGAGGGUGAGAGCAUUAUGGAAGCAGCCCAACGUUUCUGCACUAAAAAUCUUAGAGAAAUCCAAAACAUGAACGUCAUAUUAGAUCAAGAUCUGGUGGACCAUGCUCUAGAAAUGCCACUAUACUGGAGGAUGCAGAGGUUUGAAGCAAGAUGGUUCAUAUCCGUUUAUGAAAAGAGGCACAACAUGAAUCCAGUUUUGUUGGAUUUUGCUAAACUGGACUAUAAUAUGGUUCAAGCCAAAUAUUUGGAGGAAUUAAAGCAAAUGUCUAGGUGA